Messenger RNA from Microplitis demolitor, 1232 nucleotides. It is a transcript of the gene fbp, whose product is annotated as fructose-1,6-bisphosphatase 1. The coding region runs from base 107 to 1126 and encodes 339 amino acids. The record is from RefSeq and is a predicted model, not a curated record. The transcript is spliced from 4 exons. Gene Ontology annotation, cellular component: cytosol; cytoplasm. Gene Ontology annotation, molecular function: fructose 1,6-bisphosphate 1-phosphatase activity. Lineage: Eukaryota; Metazoa; Arthropoda; Insecta; Hymenoptera; Braconidae. Gene Ontology annotation, biological process: fructose 1,6-bisphosphate metabolic process; fructose 6-phosphate metabolic process; gluconeogenesis.
AUAUAAAAAUAUCUCAGCCACAGUAGCAAAAGUAAUACUUGUUGUAACAAUACUAAACAUAUUAUAUUUUUGAAAUAUUUUUUAGUAAAUAUAUUUAUUCUUCAAAAUGGCAUUACGUGAAUCAUCAUUCGACACUAGUUGUGUAACAUUAACUAGCUUCGUGUUAACGGAACAAAAAAAAAUUCCUAAUGCAACUGGAGACUUCACAUUGUUGAUAAAUUCUAUCCAAACUGCCGUGAAAGCUAUAAGUUCGGCUAUUCGGAAAGCUGGUAUAGCUAAACUAUAUGGCAUUUCUGGAGAAACAAAUAUUCAAGGUGAAGAAACCAAAAAGCUUGACAUUCUUAGUAACGAAAUUUUUAUCAACGUACUAUCAUCCUCGUGUGCAACUUGCAUAUUAGUGAGUGAAGAAAAUGAAAUGCCGAUGAUAAUACCCAGAGAAAAACGAGGAAAGUAUAUUGUAUGCUUUGAUCCCUUAGAUGGAUCAUCAAAUAUUGAUUGUUUAGUAUCAAUUGGGUCUAUUUUUAGUAUAUACAAAGUUCCGGAAAAAACAACACAAUUAGAACUAAACAAUGUUAUACAGUCUACCCAAAACUUAAUUGCUGCUGGAUAUGCGUUAUAUGGUUCUGCAACUAUGAUUGUUUUAUCGAUACAGCAUAGUGUAAAUGGAUUUACAUAUGACCCAGCUAUUGGAGAAUUUAUUCUAACUGAACAGAAUAUCAAAAUACCAAAAAGAGGGAGUAUCUACAGCAUUAACGAAGGAUCUGAAAGUACAUGGGGAACUGCAAUCAGAGAAUACAUCAAAUCAAAAAAAUAUCCUUUGAAUGGAAAUCCAUAUGGAGCUCGGUACGUUGGGUCCAUGGUAGCAGAUGUUCAUAGAACUAUAAAGUAUGGCGGCAUAUUUUUAUAUCCUACAACUAGUACAUAUCCCGAAGGCAAACUUCGUCUCCUGUAUGAAUGUAUUCCUAUGGCAUACAUUGUGGAAAAUGCGGGAGGAAAAGCUUCAAAUGGUGAGAUUGAUAUAUUGGACGUAGUCCCUGAUAAAAUACAUCAAAGAACACCGAUAUUUUUGGGAUCGUCAGAAGAUGUUGAAGAUUUACUAACUUACACUAAAAUAAGUUUGACUUAAAGACAAGCAAAUAGCACAAAAUAUUUUAUUUUUUAAGUAUGAUGAAUCAAUAUUACAAAACUUCUCUCUGUACGAAUAAUAAAUAACCUCUUAGAUUUUAAUGAUA